UUUGAAAAUUUUUGUUUCUUUUCUUUUCUUUACUUUACUGAUUUCUUAAAAACACACUAUAUGGCCAAACUGGCCAUUAUUAAAAGUGAUAUUUGAAGAUAUUGUUUGGCAGCCCUGUGCCCUGUAUGAUCACAAUCCUGAUUUCUCUGAUGUCUGAUAACCUAUUCUUAUAGACAGUCUAUACCUAUUCUAUUGUACACAAUCAACAUUGUUGAAGAUUUAUGUGCUGUUUUCAGUUUUUUUUCUUUUACAGCGAUUGAAAAUAGUACUGUACCUGCCCUGUGAUAGAGAUGAAUCAAUCAACUUCAGCUUUAUUUCCUGAAUCAUGUUCGAAAGUAGAAACUUCAAGUUUGGAUUGUCAUUGUACCGUUGAAAUCGUCUGGGGAAAAUUCGCUUACUUGUGGACGGUAAAACAUUUUGAGCAAUAUCAUUUUAAAGCAACCAGCGCUCUGAGAUCGUCUCUGUUCAGAAUCUCCGAUUAUCCCGAAUAUGUGUGGAACUGGAGUUUAUUCAUUGCAAGACCAGGGCAUGAAUGCGAUAAUUACAUCGGCGUAGGAUUAUCUCUGGAAAGCAGCGAUGAUCUCCGACUCCGAGAGGCACUCGCUGCGAUGAAAUUUUCUGUAUUAGAUCAUGAGCGAAAUGUACUAUUUUCUCGUGUAUACAAUCACUUGUUUACAAAGGAAACUAAACAGUAUGAAUGCUCACAAUAUAUUUCAAAGAACGCAUUACUAGAUCCCGAUCCAAAUAACAAAUUACUCAAAGAAGACACGCUAAUAAUUCUCUGUGAAUUGAAAUUCACUCCUGUGAAUAAGCCGGGCACCAAGUUAUAUCAAAACCCCAACCCUGAAAUACGAUCGACAAUUUCUGACGAUCUUUCGAAAAGCUUAGAACGUUUAUUGAAUAGUCAAAACUGCGUUGAUGUAACAUUUUCAGUUAAUGGGAAGAAUUUCGGCGCUCACAAAAGUAUUUUAGUGGCACGAAGUCCAGUAUUCGAGGCCAUGUUCAAACACGAUAUGCUAGAGAAUCGACACAGCGAGGUGAAUAUUUCGGAUAUCGAUGGUGCUGUAUUUGAAGCAUUUUUACACUACAUGUAUACUGAUAGAACUCCGGAUGAAAUAAUGGCGAAAGAGUUACUUGUUGUAGCAGACAGGUAUCAAGUUGAUCGUCUGAAGCUAAUUUGUGAAGAAAUGAUAUCGAAACAAUUAUCGUUUAAGAACGCGCUUAAUUUGUUAUAUUUUGCUGAUCUACAUUCGGCAGAAAGAUUAAGAAAAAACGCUGCAUUUUGUAUCAAAUCACACCCUGUUGAUCUCAUGUCAACUCAGUCGUGGAAAAAUCUGAUUCUAACAUGUCCUCACUUAUUUGAUGUUGUAAAUGGAGUGCGAGAAGUUGACAAGGAAUCCGCAGAUUCAUUGUUGGAAGCUCUGAUGAUUCAACCCGUUAAGUCACCAGAGCUUCCAGUUCCAUCCAUGGAUGGUACCUCUGCUAAACGGAAACGGACAUGAAGUGAAAAACUUUAUUGUAUUGCCUAAGCGUCAUUAGAUUGUGUAUUUAUAUAGGUACCUAUGUUACUUUUCAUAUUUUUUUUUCUUCAUUAUGUCCUCCUACAUACGUAUCUAUCGUCAUCUUGAUUCAAAUUGUUCAGAUUAUGUCUUGCUAUAUAGAAUAAAAAAUAUGUACCUACAUGAACAAGGAAACUUUAUUUUAUGUUUCGCCAUUAGAAAAAUAGGUAUGCAGAAAAAGAGAAAAAAAAGUUACCAAAAUACACUUUAAAUAACAGAAAAAAAAAACACAAUAACUAAAGAGUAGGUAAAUAUGAGAUGAGUUCAAGAAUACUUCUAAUUUUCACCCAAUCACUUCCAACGGAUUUAAGCAUC
Messenger RNA from Planococcus citri (citrus mealybug), 1874 nucleotides. RefSeq names its product speckle-type POZ protein-like. The coding region runs from base 291 to 1502 and encodes 403 amino acids. The transcript has a single exon. The record is from RefSeq and is a predicted model, not a curated record. Gene Ontology annotation, biological process: regulation of proteolysis; proteasome-mediated ubiquitin-dependent protein catabolic process. Lineage: Eukaryota; Metazoa; Arthropoda; Insecta; Hemiptera; Pseudococcidae. Gene Ontology annotation, cellular component: cytoplasm. Gene Ontology annotation, molecular function: ubiquitin protein ligase binding.